This is a messenger RNA of Talaromyces atroroseus, 1503 nucleotides long. RefSeq lists its product as hypothetical. NCBI's taxonomy places the organism in Eukaryota, Fungi, Ascomycota, Eurotiomycetes, Eurotiales, Trichocomaceae. Gene Ontology annotation, cellular component: nucleus. The coding region runs from base 1 to 1503 and encodes 500 amino acids. The record is from RefSeq and is a predicted model, not a curated record. Gene Ontology annotation, biological process: positive regulation of transcription by RNA polymerase II. The transcript has a single exon. Gene Ontology annotation, molecular function: DNA-binding transcription factor activity; transcription cis-regulatory region binding.
AUGCAGCAGCAUUCCGAUCAAUCGGAAGCCCAGCCUGUGCAGAAUAGCAAUUAUCGCAGCAGAGUUGUUGUUCAAAAUGGGUGCAGUCGAACUUCCACGCCUAAAGCAUCACCACCAGCAUUGUAUGCUGCUUCUAGCCAAGAGAACAGCGUGACACAGGAGAUAUGUGCGAUUACGCAAAGUUCCUCCAUCUCUUCCCCCUAUUUAGCAAACAAGCAUUGUCGACUAGGAAUGCGUCAGCUAGUCGCCAAAACCGCUACCAUUGUAUUUCCCUUGGCAUCUCAAUCCUUUGUCGAUAGAUUGAUGCUGUCCGCAAUGAAAACACCUCCCCUCCUCUAUGCGCUUCUUGCAUGUUUUGGAAGCCAUAACGCGCGCCGUAUGACUUCACCGACAUCAACGUCAGAAUCUGAGAGAGCAACAACACUUAUGUUCACAAAUAAUGCUAUUUCGGGUCUCAGAGCGGCUUUGGCUCGCGAUAGUGCCACCAGUAAGACUUUCAAGACCGAGACUCUGAUGACGGCAAUGGCCCUAUGUACGAAUGAUGUUUGCAAUGGAAAUAUAGACGUGUUCCGAAUGCAUCUGAAGGCGAUUCGACAAAUGCUGCCAUCAUACACCAAUUCACUACCGUCAAAAAACAACAGAACUUCUGUCACAGAAGACUCUAUACUUAAUGUCUACUUGAUGAAAUGGUUUGCGGCGUUAGACGUCUCGGCCAGUUUGUCGUUGUUUACUCCUCAUCAACACGGGGAUGACCACAACGAGCAGCGAGAGCUCGCUGGUUUUUUUGACGGCAACCCGACUUCUGACUAUUGGAAUAAGUACAAGAUUUUCAACCUUUCGGAAGACUUUGUUGUGGAUGAUAUUUGUGGCUAUUCUUUGAAUCUCGUGCCUAUAUUUUCGCGGAUUGGAAAUUUAGCCAGAAUGCAAUACGAGAAUCUGCCUAUAAACGAAUCCAGUUGUGAUAUUGAUCUUCGAUACGAUUACGCGGAAGUCAUCACCGGCGUCACAUCCUCUCAAUCUCCAGAUCUCAUCAUCCAAGCCCAGCUACUCGAAUCCCAGCUGCAAAACCUCCCUUCUCCCCAAAUCUCCACAACAGGCAUCUGGACCAGCGAACAGCACCAACUCGUCGAAGAGCUACGAGACACACACCCGGCCUUUGUGCACACAGCGCUUCUCCAUCUCCAUCGCCGAGUACAAUUACUCCCAAAAUACCACCCAAAAGUACGAAACGAUGUAAUUAACAUCCUGCGCGUAGUCCAGAACGUGCUCCCUUUUUCGCCAGCGAAUGUGCUUUUGAUUUGGCCUCUUUUCAGUGCUGGUUGCGAAACGGAUCGUGCGGAGGAGCGGGCAGUUGUUGAUGAAAGAAUGUCAAUUAUGCAGUCGCUUGGGAUGGGUAAUUUUACGAGGGGAAGAGAAGCUCUUAAGAGACUCUGGGAAUCUGGGACGGCGCUGCGGUGGGAUGUCUAUCUGGCGAAGUCUGGGAUUGAUUUGGUGCUUUUCUAA